AUGUCAGUCGUCGCUGGAAGCAUCAGCAACGUCGCUGCCACUUUACUAAAAUUUAGCCCGACAGCCUGGAUCAAAUCUUGGCUGCUAUACGUGGGUAUACAGACUCACGUGAGAGGCACUAUUGACCCAGAACUCAAACCACUACACAAUGUGUGCGAAUAUCUAAAUGCACUUCACAUAUAUACAGAUGAGGCGCGGCGAGGCGAAGUCCGAACCGUCGAAUCUUACCAUUUCUGCUCACAUGUACGGAAGGACCUGCGACAAUGUCUCAUCUACGAUUCUUGCAAACCAGAUGCUCGCCUCAUUGGAGUUGAGUACAUGAUUCCAAAGUCCAAGUACCUGGAGUUGCCCGAGGAAGAACAAAAGUUAUGGCAUAGUCACGAAUUCGAGGUUCAGUCCGGCAUGCUCGUUCUACCCACACCGGAAACUCAUCGAGGCCAAGCCGAUAAAUGGGAGAAACUUGAGACGCAAGCAUUGAGUGAAGUGGUUGGACUGUAUGGCAAGAUCUUCCACUUCUGGCAGGUCGAUCGUGGUGAUGAGUUGCCAUUUGGUAUGCCGAGGUUGAUGGGUAGCUUGACAGAGUUCAAGCAAUUGAACGUGGACGAGGCUCUGAAGGACAGGGACGAGAGGUUUGGUGUUAGUGUCCAGCACAAGCGGGAAGUUCGACAAGGAAUUGAGGGGCCUGGUAUCCCGGAGAAUGCCGACAGCUGGUGGAAGGAGGCCAAGAAGCAGAAGCUGGACUCGACUUCCAGCUCGACCACGAAUGUUCAGCACGAUGUCGCUGACGACCAAGGAGAUCUGGAGAAGCAGGAACAAGGCGAACGAGCUCGAUCGCAGGCCAAGGACGAUCGCAUCAAGGUCGAAUGGGACGACGAUGAUCCUCUAAAUCCCUACAAUUGGAAGUUCGCCUUCAAGUGCUGGGUCACUCUACAACUCGGCAUCCUCGCGCUUGCACCUUCCUUUGGUAGUUCUGUGAUAUCGCCAGCCGGUCCAGCGAUAGCGCGAAAUCUAGGUGUUGGUGAAGAAGUGACGGUACUGAAUGUCUCUCUGUAUGUCCUGGGAUUUGCCCUUGGGCCCUGCCUAUGGGCACCCAUUUCAGAAGUAUGGGGACGCAAGAUCAGCAUGCUGCCACCUCUGUUUUGUCUCGGUCUAUUCAGCAUCGGCACGGCAGUAAGUACAACACCUGCUUCGGUUUUUAUCACACGGUUCUUCGGUGGUGUGUUCGGAUCAGCACCGAUCUCAAACGUGAGCGCUGCUCUGGGUGACUUCUGGAGCCGAGAGGCUAGAGGCACGGCCAUGAGUUUCUACGCGAUCUGCGUCGUCGGUGGUCCCACUAUCGCCCCCAUAGUAGGCGCAGCACUUACUGAGAAGCUCUCAUGGCAUUGGACCGAGUACGUGGAAGCCAUCUUUGUCUUCUCAGUCUUUGCUCUGACCAUUGUCUGCUUUCCGGAGGUGUAUCCUCCUGUCCUACUGAAACGGAAGGCACAGAAACUGCGCAAGGAGACAGGGGAUAACCGUUACUACCAUCCUCAUGAGGAUCUCAAGAUCGAUUUGAAGUCUAUCGUCACGAAAGAGCUAUCGAGACCGCUCCUCAUGUUGGUUACCGAGCCCAUGGUGAUGACGAUUGCUUUCUACGCAAGCUUCGUUUACGGUGUCCUCUAUAUGACCUUGGAGGUCUUUCCAAUCGUCUUUCAGCAGAACCAUGACCUGACGCUCAUCGAAGCUUCUGCGUCAUUCCUCGGCCUCUUCAUCGGCGUUCUUUUCGCCCUCGUUAUCAAUCUAGGCAACCAGCCACGAUAUAUUCGUAAGGUCAGGGAAUCGAACGGAAAACCAGUCCCGGAGGCGCGACUACCCCCAAUGGCGAUUGGCGGUGUCGUCUUCACUAUCGGCCUCUUCUGCUUUGGCUGGACAGGUACUCGCAACAUCUCAGUCUGGGCGCCUCUUACCUUCACACUCUUAAUCGGAGCUGGAUUCAACUCGAUCUUUCAGCAGUGUAUCAAUUUUCUCGUUGAUACCUAUGGUCUAUAUGCCGCAAGCGCAACCGCAGCGAACACGUUUCUACGAUCACUGAUGGCUUACGGCUUGCCGUUAGCGGUCCGUCCAAUGUUUGCAGCAUUAGGCGUCGGACCAGGAAUGUCAGUACUCGGUGCUGUUGCAGCUGUGGCAAUUCCUGUGCCAUUUCUUUUCAUGAAGUAUGGACACAAUUUGAGACAGCGUAGCCGUUUCACGCCUGUUGAUAAGGAAUGA
Messenger RNA from Lithohypha guttulata, 2247 nucleotides. RefSeq lists its product as uncharacterized. Gene Ontology annotation, biological process: transmembrane transport. Gene Ontology annotation, cellular component: plasma membrane. The transcript is spliced from 2 exons. The record is from RefSeq and is a predicted model, not a curated record. NCBI's taxonomy places the organism in Eukaryota, Fungi, Ascomycota, Eurotiomycetes, Chaetothyriales, Trichomeriaceae. Gene Ontology annotation, molecular function: transmembrane transporter activity. Bases 1 to 2247 code for a protein of 748 amino acids.